Molecule: messenger RNA, 3672 nt
Organism: Anopheles coluzzii
Lineage: Eukaryota; Metazoa; Arthropoda; Insecta; Diptera; Culicidae
Gene: TTLL1B
Product: polyglutamylase complex subunit TTLL1
Exons: 5
Coding region: 1169-2404 (411 amino acids)
Biological process (GO): protein polyglutamylation; microtubule cytoskeleton organization
Cellular component (GO): cilium
Molecular function (GO): tubulin binding; tubulin-glutamic acid ligase activity
Source: RefSeq, a predicted model, not a curated record
UUUGUAUUGGUUGUGAAAAAUUCGCGGUGUUAAUUGUUAGAAUUAUCUAUAAUUUCAUCCUAUUAUGUAUAUUAGUCACGACUACAGUACGAAAUGGUAAAUUACAUUUUUUUUAAAUUUGCGCAAUAAUUAAAUCCUGUUUCAUUUGCCGAUGUGGUGUUAGUACCACUGAUUUAAAUUUUUGAGAUUUUAAUUUGAGAAGGAUUGUAUAAUUUAACAUGUUGCAAAUUUGUACAAUAUGAAUGUUAUUAUGAAGGAAAUCAAGUUAUCCCAAGUUGAAGUUCACUUGACUAGAUACAAAUUGCUGUUGUAACUAUGGCGACUGAAAUGCUUCCUGUUAUUUACGUGCGUAUUGAUUUUAUUCGAUAUUGAUACAUUUAACUUGGUCGCGUAUCAAAUAACGCCAAGCUGCUGUUCUUAUAGCACAGCACAACAUUUUGCUAUUAUAACUUAUGUUUUUUAGAUUCUCAUUUCACUUGAGAUCUGCCGUUUUGUACUAAAAUACUAUAACAUAAUUGAAUGUUUGCUGUUGAAAUGCUGAUGAAAUCUAUUGCGUAUGGUGCGUAUUGCGGCUAAGAAUAAUGUUUAGAUUACUAAUGUUUAAAAGAAGCUUGCUGAUCUUUAAGAUUUUUGUAUUUCGUGAAGGUAGAUAUAAAUCGAAACGUAUUUUUAUGAAAGCGUAAGUAAUGAAGUAUAAGUGAGAUGUCGAUGGAACCGAAAAGAGUGUCAACGAACCUCGCUACGAUGUAUGGCAGGUAAGCCAAAACUUAGUUCUACGGAUUGGUUUCUGAACGUAUCUAGAAUAGUGUUUGGUGAUUUGAUGUCAUGGCGUGUGUAAAAUAACUGGCAGUCAGUUUUUUUUCUAUUGCUUUUUGCAAUGUGUUUGUUAAGUAGGCCUGACGAGUGAACGAUAUGGGUUAACGUACAUACAUAAAUCAAUAGGGUGAAAGGGACACAACCAUAUUCAUAAUAAGAGCAGUUUAGUAUUGAUUCGAAAUGAACCACUUUUGUGCAAGCAUUCUUGCCAAAAAAAUCAUUCUCCUUUUUACUAUCUAGUCGGGUAUAACACCUAUCACCCAAAGUACAGUAUCAGUUGUUAUGAAGAGUAGAUGGAAGGAAACAAAUAUCAGCGAAAAAUGAGACGAGGCUUGCCACAGGUCACGAUCGGAUGAAAAUCUGUUUCUGCACCGAUCUCGAUAAAUCGGUUCUGAUAAGCAAUUUUGAAAAGCGCGGCUGGGUACAAGUUACGGCGGAUGACGAUUGGAAUUUCUACUGGGCUGGAACUGGCACCUGUCGCAAUAUAUUCAGCGUUGACAGUGGAUACCGUAUGCACGAUAAUCAGCUUAUAAAUCACUUUCCGAACCAUUACGAGUUAUCAAGGAAAGAUUUACUGGUGAAGAAUAUAAAACGCUAUCGGAAGGACCUUGAACGAGAUGGGAAUCCGUUGGCAGAGAAAACUGAAGCAAACAUUCCCGGUGGCUCAAAAUAUUUGUAUUUAGAUUUCAUACCGAUCACGUUUGUCCUGCCAGCAGACUAUAACAUGUUUGUGGAAGAGUACAGAAAAAAUCCUCAAAGUACAUGGAUUAUGAAACCAUGCGGUAAGUCACAAGGUGCUGGUAUUUUCUUAAUCAAUAAAUUGUCCAAAUUGAAACGCUGGUCGAGAGAAGCAAAAACGUCAUUUCAUCCUCAAAUCGGCAAAGAGAGCUACGUUAUUUCAAGGUAUAUCGAGAACCCGCUGUUAAUUGGCGGUAAAAAAUUUGAUCUUCGAUUGUACGUUCUUGUGACAUCAUUCCGUCCGCUGAAAGCAUACUUGUUUCGUUUGGGAUUCUGCCGCUUUUGUACGGUAAAAUACGACACAAGUGUUACGGAAUUGGACAACAUGUACGUACACUUGACUAACGUCAGUGUGCAGAAACAUGGUGGUGAGUAUAACAACCAUCAUGGAGGCAAGUGGAGUGUACAAAACUUGCGUCUCUAUCUUGAGGGUACGCGUGGUAAGGAAGUAACGGAUAAGUUAUUUGGGUCCAUCACUUGGCUCAUAGUACACUCCUUAAAGGCAGUAUCAAGUGUUAUGGCCAGUGAUAGGCACUGCUUCGAAUGCUACGGUUACGAUAUCAUCAUAGACAAUACAUUGAAACCGUGGCUUGUCGAAGUGAACGCUUCACCGUCACUGACUUCAACUACAGCCAACGAUCGAAUACUCAAGUACAAGCUAAUAGACAACAUUCUCAGCAUUGUAUUGCCACCGGAUGGAGUACCGGAUGUCCGUUGGAGCAAAAUUCCCAGCCCAGACAUGUUGGGAAACUUUGAUCUUCUCAUAGACGAGGAAAUAGCGGCACAGGAUGAUAGUAUACAUAACAGUAAUAAUGGUAAACAUCGCUCCAACAGUAAUAGAUGGAAAUAAUUGUACGAAAAAUAAAAUGAAUGUCUUAAAUACUGGUGUUAACAACACGAAGAAAAUUUUCAAUUGAUUAUGGAGUAUUGCGACGAAAUCGUUCGCGUUCCCGUAAUAGUUAAUACCUUAACAUGAAAACGAAAAGUCAUGAACUAAAAACGAACUACAUUCUCAAACGGUUGAAUUGUCUUAAAUAAUGGUAUUAAAAUUGAAACACGUAUGAUAUAUUCCUUCGUUUAUUUGUUCUAUCGUUCGGGCUUUGUGUUUAAUGUUUUUUUUUUUUUGUGUUGUACGAAUGUGUUUUAGUUUUAACAUGCACAAAUUUUUAAUAUAUCUCCGAGGUUCUUUUGUAUUAUGUAGCACAAUCAGCCAUUUUAAUUCAUUAGUCUUUCCUAAUAGUUGUUGCUUUCGCUGUAAUUAUAUAAUUGAUUUUCUAGUUUCGAUUGUAUGUUGACUUUUGUUUCCUUAUGUGCGACUAUAUUUUUUCCUAUCCUUUUUUGCAAUAUGUGGUACGCGGUUUCCCAAACGUACGAUAAUUUCAAUAUUCUUUCCCAAUUAAAGUAUUCCAGUUUGGCUUUCACAUCAGUUGUGCGAGAUUUUCGUUUCAUAGGAAUUGCUGUUUUAAUUGUUUUGUACAAUCAUAACAUCGAAUUUAAACCAAAUUUCAUGCAAUUCAAACUGUUAGUUAGUUCCGUAGUUUAAUAGGUUGUCAAUAAAUGAAACAUAACUACAUAUUUAUGGUUAGGGAAGUGAAAAACAAUCAGGUUGUUAGUAAUCUGCAACAUAUAGUCAGUCAUAAUACGUAGACAAACAUCUACUAUUAUAAGAGUCAUGCAAGAAGGAUAGAAAGUAACAUUCCCUUUUUUACAAUAUAUUCAUAUUUCGGUUUGAUUGUUGGCUUAAUUGUUAAAAACAAAUCCAUCACACACAUUUAAAGUCUGCCACACCGAUUGCAUUGCUUCCAUUGAUUUGGAAAAUAAUGGUUUUACCUUUAUAUACACUCACACCGAUCGCCGUAUAUUUCUGCGCGUGCCUUUUCUGCUGGUUCAAAUAUAGUGGCUCUAGCAUUUGACAGCAUCAUAACACACAAAAAAAAAAAACAAAAAAUAAAUAAUCAAAUUGUUUUAAAUAGCAUGUAUCGACCAUGGUACAUAGUUACAGAGGAUUUUAUUAUUAACAAAAAAAAAAACGGUCCCUUUAGGCCGUAUUACUGAAUAAUGUGUAAAGGAUAACGGUAAACGAAAUUGGAGGUUGAAACAAUAUAUGGUAAAAAACAA